AUGGGUUCCAUAGUCCUCUCUGGACGUCAACUCCAAAGACCUCUCUCCAGCUUAUGUAGAAGUUGUAGCCGUCGAUUACUCCCUAAACCAUCUCGAUCCUAUGCUACCGUCGGCUCGCAACAACCAGAUAUCUACGAUGUCGUGUGCGUGGGCGGCGGGCCCGCCGGUCUAAGCCUACUCACGGCCCUGAGAUCAAACCCGAUAACCGCCGGCCUACGAGUUGCUCUCGUCGAGGCGCAAGACCUAGACAAAGUCCGCUCCUGGACAUUACCUCCCGACCGCUUCUCCAACCGCUGCAGCUCCCUGACCCCCGCGUCGGCGCGAUUCCUCGACAGUGUCGGCGCGUGGGCGCACCUGCGGCGCGACCGCGUCCAGGCGUACCACGAGAUGCAGGUGUGGGACGGGGUGACGGACGCGCGCAUCGAGUUCGAGUGGACACCGCCCGCGGCCGGCAAGACAAUCGCCUACAUGACGGAGAACCUGAACCUGACGUCCGGCUUGCUGCGGCGCAUAGAGGAAUUGGGCGGCGUAACGGUGUUCAACGGCGCGAGGGUCGCGGGCAUAGCGCUCGGCGAGGAGACGGAGGACCUGGACCUGCGCGAGUGGCCCGUCGUGCACCUGGCGAGCGGAGAGCGGCUGGCGGCGCGGCUGCUGGUGGGGGCUGACGGGGCGAAUAGCCCCGUGCGCGCGUUUGCGGGGAUCGAGAGCAGAGGGUGGGAUUACGGGAGACAUGGCGUUGUGGCGACGUUGGAGCUUGAGGGGGAAGGCUGGGGUGGCGACGGUAUGAAGAUCGCGUACCAGAGGUUCUUGCCUACGGGUCCUGUCGCCAUGUUACCUCUCCCUGGGAACUUAUCGACUCUCGUGUGGUCUACUACUCCCGCGAACGCCGCGCUGCUAAAGAGCUUGUCGCCGAAGGACUUUGUUGCUUUGGUAAACGCGGCCUUCCGGCUGCGUCCCGUGGAUCUUGAAUACAUGCAUACGAUAAGCUCCGGGCAGGAGGAAGAGCUAUCUUGGAGGUUACAGCAUACGCAGUUUAACCGUCGGGCGGUGCCGCAGGCUGUCAUCGGCGUUCAGGAGGGCACCAUCGCGUCGUUCCCCUUGAAGAUGCGACACGCAGAUACGUAUAUUGGAGAGCGGGUAGCAUUAGUAGGAGACGCAGCCCACUCGAUACACCCGCUUGCUGGGCAGGGUCUUAACCAAGGCCAGGGGGACGUGGAGAGUCUAGCUCGGAUGAUCGAGUUCUCGGUAUCACACGGACAAGAUCUGGGGACGCGGAUGUCGCUGGAGGCUUACAACGCCGAGAGGUACGGACCUAAUCACGUUCUCUUAGGGGUUUGCGACAAGCUGCAUAAGAUCUACUCGGCGGAGAGCGGGCCGUUAGUACCCUUGAGAUCGCUGGGUUUGAACGCGAUUAAUGCUAUGGGACCUGUGAAGAGCUUCUUCAUGGAGCAGGCUGCGGGUAACGGAAUCAAGUUAUUCUAG
Molecule: messenger RNA, 1482 nt
Organism: Daldinia caldariorum
Lineage: Eukaryota; Fungi; Ascomycota; Sordariomycetes; Xylariales; Hypoxylaceae
Product: ubiquinone biosynthesis hydrox
Exons: 2
Coding region: 1-1482 (493 amino acids)
Biological process (GO): ubiquinone biosynthetic process
Cellular component (GO): mitochondrion
Molecular function (GO): FAD binding; oxidoreductase activity, acting on paired donors, with incorporation or reduction of molecular oxygen, NAD(P)H as one donor, and incorporation of one atom of oxygen; 2-octaprenyl-6-methoxyphenol hydroxylase activity
Source: RefSeq, a predicted model, not a curated record